AUCCAAUGACGAUUGAUGAAUCAAAUGAUACUACUUGGUUGUGAUUUCUACAAAGUGAAACGUCGAAGAACGCAGAUUUCUGCUUUUUCGUAUUUGUUUUGUAGAGGGACCUAGUCUUAUGGAAGGGCUCAAAGGGUCCUUCAUAUCCAUAAGAUGGUUUUACAUGACAAACGGCAAAGUCACGUGUGUGCUACCAUCAGGCACAAUCCAAUCGUUCUUUGCCAGCCUGUCACUGCCGCUGUCUGAAUUAAUUUCGCGCCUGCUUCUUCUCUUUGCUUGACAACGACAUCAUGUCCGCCAUGCAAGACUUAGCUCCCGCGAUCAAGCGGUUAGCCAAUUCGUACCAGCAGACUACAUCUAUUAGUCUCAAGUUUAUCGACAUCUACUUGGUUUUCAUUAUGGGAUCCGGUAUCCUUCAAUUUGUGUACAUGCUUGCUGCUGGUACUUUCCCAUACAAUGCAUUCUUGGCUGGAUUCAUCUCGUCAGUUGGUAGCUUUGUGCUUGCUGCCAAUUUGCGAAUCCAGACCAAUGCGCAAAACUCUCCAGACUUUAAAGGAAUUUCACCAGAACGAGCUUUUGCAGAUUUCGCUGUUUGCUCUAUUCUCUUGCAUUUAUUCUGUGUAAACUUCCUCGGAUAAAGGUCUCCCCAUGACAAGAAAAAAACAUGCUUAUUCCCCUUCCCAAAACUCAACUCAAUAAAUGAAAGCAAGAAAGUUCUCGUACCUUUUUUUUUCUUAUAUCUCAUGUCUUGAAUUUCGAAAGUGUAUGACCAUGCAUGUUUCAAUACAUCUGGCAUUUUAUUGCUUCAACUCCAUACGCUUCGUUAUGUGUUGAAAUGUUCUAGAUUGCUUUACCAUGAGCCCGUUACUGCAAGAAUAGCUCUUUUACCAGAGAACUGUCCUCCAAAGGACAGGGUGAGCGACGCAACGAUGUA
Umbelopsis ramanniana AG is the source of this 934-nucleotide messenger RNA. RefSeq lists its product as uncharacterized. Bases 291 to 638 code for a protein of 115 amino acids. NCBI's taxonomy places the organism in Eukaryota, Fungi, Mucoromycota, Umbelopsidomycetes, Umbelopsidales, Umbelopsidaceae. Gene Ontology annotation, cellular component: membrane; oligosaccharyltransferase complex. The transcript is spliced from 3 exons. Gene Ontology annotation, biological process: protein N-linked glycosylation. The record is from RefSeq and is a predicted model, not a curated record.